GCCCGGUGCAACGUCACUGAUUAGUGGGGGAGCCUCAGCCUGGUAGUGGGAGGGAGGCAGCACUCUGGCCGUGGCUGAGACGUGCAGGAGGGAGGUUCUGCCACCACCGCCCCUCACCCUCAGGGCCUGAGCUAGUGUGCCCCACCGCAACAGGUGUGUUGGUGAAGAGUGUUGUGCAGCUGGCUCUCUGGGGGUACAAGAGCUGACUACUGUGUUGUUUAUGCAGUGACACUCCGGGAAAGUAAUGCGAGACAGUGUUUACAUACAUAACUUUACCGAUGAGAAGGAAGAAAACCCCAUCACCAGCCUUGUUUUGCAGCUGAUUGAAUUGCCGUUUGGACCAACAUCAUGGCAGAAAAUGAAUCACAAGAUGCCAGCACUUUAGUCAAGGAAGGAAAUAAUGCUGAUAAUGAAGAAGACACACUGUUGGAUCAGUCAGAUUGUGCUUCAAAUGCAUCCCCUCUCAAGUCAGUUGGGUUCAAUCUUCAGACAGAUGUUGCAGAAGAAAAUGAUGAUGAAAUUGAUUUAGAAAUUGAUGAUGCACUUGAUGAAGGAUAUAUGGGAAUGGAAUGUACAUUGGAGAGAGGAUUUUCACUUAAUGAAUCUGCCAUUGCCAAGGACCUGCGUCAUGAACGGUACAGUGAUGUGGCCGUUAAGUACAUGCCAGGCACAUCUCUGCACCGCUACAAGCCUUCAUUGAAGCAUUUCAUACCUAUCAGAAAAUCAUCAACAGUAAGAGAUGAAAUGCCUGUGGAUGGAGCAGGCUUGUACAGCUUCAUCACCAUCUCAUGGAUUACAAAUAUGAUGUGGAAAGCCUACAAGACAGGACUCAAAGAUGAUGAUGUGCCUCUCUGCUCAAAGUACGACAUGUGUGAAUACAAUACUGAUAGAUUAGAAAUAUUGUGGAAUGCAGAGGUGAAGAAGAAGGGUAAAGAUGCUGCUUCUCUUCAGUAUGUGUUGUGGCAGUUUUAUAGGACAAGAUUUCUCUUUGGAAUUGUCAUAUUCUCCCUGACCAUCAUUCUAGGCUUUAUUGGGCCUAUUGCAUUCAUGCGGUUCUUCAUUAGUUGGCUCUCUUCUGAUGAACCACUUCUUGUGGGACUCUUUUGGGCUGGUGGUCUUAUCAUCUCAGAGUUUACACGUGUCACCCUCUUUUGUCUUGUGUGGUCCAUCAACUAUAGGAAUGGGAUUCGACUGAGAGCUGCCUGCCUUGGGAUGUUGUACAGAAAGUUAAUGAAAAUGUCAUCACUAGGAAAUAGGAGUGUGGGAGAGGUAAUAAAUCUAUUUGCCAAUGAUGCCCAACGUAUAUUUGAUUUUGUAGUCAUUGGUCCCAUGAUCAUUGGAGGACCUCUGGUUGCAGUAGGAGGUGUGAUCUACAUAUUGUGGCUUUUAGGACCUUGGGCCUUGUUUGGCAUGGUUGCUUUCCUUCUUUUUUAUCCUUUCCAAUAUUGCCUCUCCCGCCUCACUGGAUAUUUGAGGCGCAAGACAAUAACUGUCACGGAUGAAAGGGUUCGCAUGAUGAAUGAACUUCUUAACUGUGUGAAGCUAAUAAAGAUGUAUGCAUGGGAAAAGAGUUUUGCCUCAACUGUUUCAGGAAUACGAAGUCGUGAGAGACAGUUGCUGGAAAAGUCAGCUUAUGUUCAGAGUCUCAGCCUUGCCAUGGCUCCCACUGUUCCUAUCAUUGCUGCCAUUGUCACAUUUUUGGCUCAUAUUGGUGCUGGAUAUGAUCUCACUCCUGCUCAGGGUAUGACAGUGAUUGCCUAUUUCUUGGGACAAGCACGGUCAUCUUUCAAUAUGCUGAGGUUUUCAGUUAGAGCCAUUGUUGAGGGGAAUGAUUCCUUUGACAGAAUCAAGAGAAUGUUAAUGAUGGAAGAAUUAAGUCCUUAUCGUGGAAAUCCUAAAGAUUCAGGGGUUGCCAUAGCAUUCCAAGAUGCAACACUUGCUUGGGAUGCUGUUUCUUUACCAAAGGAAAAGAGAAACACUGAUAGCAUCAAGAAGAAGGAAUCCAGUAAAAAAAUGACAUCCCAAGCAGACCAGUUACUGUCUCAAGAGGUGCAGCUCCACCGUGUUGAAGUUUUGUUUGGACUGAAUUUCACGAUAAAAAAGGGUGAACUGGUUGGUGUAUGUGGAGGGGUGGGUGCUGGAAAAUCUUCCCUGAUAAGCUCUGCAUUGGGCCAUAUGAGGCUCCAAAAAGGUUGUGUUGACUUACAAGGUACCUGUGCCUAUGUAGGACAGCAAGCGUGGAUACUCAAUGCAACCCUGAGGGACAACAUUCUCCUUGAUGAAUCAUUUGAUGCCAAAAGAUAUUAUAGAGUUAUUCAUGCCUGUAGUCUUUCACAAGAUAUUGAAACAAUGCCAGCUGGAGACAUGACUGAAAUAGGAGAACGUGGCAUAAAUCUUUCUGGAGGGCAGAAGCAGCGGGUUUCACUUGCCAGAGCAAUAUAUGCAGACAGAGAUGUCUACCUGCUUGAUGACCCUCUGAGUGCUGUUGAUGCUCAUGUGGGCAGCCAUCUCUUCCAGUGGGUUAUUAAAAGAGCUCUUCAAGGCAAAACCACAAUUUUUGUAACACAUCAACUUCAGUACCUGCCUCAGUGUGAUCGUGUUCUGCUUAUACAAGAUGGACGUGUUGCUGGGUUUGAUUUACAUGCCAAGCUUCUGGAAGACAGUUCAGAAUAUGCUACUUUGUACAACUCACAUAUGGAUAGUGUGGAAAAGGAAGAAUAUGAAAGAGAUGAACUCUCUCCUCCAGCUGUACGCAGGCGUCAGGAUUCAACCAUGUCAACUGGGAGUGAAAGAAACAGUAUUCCUGAUAAACUCAUGGAUGAUAUAAUGCAAGAAAGUUUAGCUGAAGGAAAAGGUAUAGGACAACUAAUUUCUGAAGAGAAACAGGACAAAGGAGAUAUACCUUGGUCUACUUACCAUUCUUACAUUAUUGCAUGUGGUGGCUAUGUGAUCUGCACACUGGUGAUCUCUACAUUUCUUCUGAAUGUUGGAUCUACAGCAUUCAGUUCAUGGUGGUUGUCUAUGUGGUUGUCAGCUGGAAGUGGGAAUACCAGUGUGAUUGUAGGAAAUGAGACCAUGAUCAGUGACAGUAUAGCUGAUAAUCCUGACCGUCAUUACUACCAGAUCGUGUAUGGAAGCUUCAUUUUGGUUAUCCUUGCUACCUCACUUAUCAGAGGAUUUUCCUUCAUGAAGACUACCUUAAGGGCUUCCAGCCAGAUGCAUGAUCAAGUUUUUAUGAAGGUAUUUCACAGCCCCAUGAGCUUUUUUGACACAACUCCUUCAGGGAGAAUAAUUAAUAUCUUCUCUCGAGAUAUGGAUGAAGUUGAUGUUCGAGUUCCUAUGACACUGGAGAUGUUCAUCCAAAACAUAUUCCUCAUAGCCAGUGCCUUGCUCUUCGUGUGCCUGGUUUUUCCAUACUUUUUGCCAAUCUUAGCUGUACUGGCAAUCAUUAUGAUGUUCAUCAGAAAUGUUUUCAGGGUUGGAAUCCGGGAUUUCAAAAGAUUAGAAAAUAUAUCAAGAUCACCAUUGUACAGUCACAUAAGUACAACGGUUAAUGGACUGGCCACCAUUAAUGCAUAUGAUAAACAACCCCUGUUCUUCAAGAAGUUUUCAGUCUUCUUUGAUGAAAACAGUUGUGCCAUUUACCUCUUCAACUGUGCAAUGCGAUGGUUGGCAGUGAGACUGGAUUUGCUGGCAUUAUGUGUGACUUCUAGCACAGCAAUGCUAGCAUUGUUUCUUCGAGGAUUAGUGGAUCCUUCAUUUGCAGGCCUGGCCUUGGCAUAUGCAACACAGCUCAGUGGUAUUUUUCAAUAUACUGUAAGACUCAGCACUGAAACUGAGGCAAGAUUCACAUCAGUCCAACGACUCGACAAUUGUUCAAAGGUCCUAGUGUCUGAAGCACCGUCCAUCAUAGAGUCCAAGCGGCCAGAUCCCCUUUGGCCUAAAUAUGGACGCAUUAGCUUUAAGAAAGUGCAGAUGAAGUACCGACCAGAAACACCUCUUGUUCUAAAGAGCAUCUCAUUUCACAUUGACUCCAUGGAGAAAAUUGGUGUAGUUGGCAGGACAGGCUCUGGUAAAUCCUCCUUGGGAACAGCUCUCUUCAGGCUGGUUGAACUAACAGCAGGCUCCAUCCGAAUUGAUGGCAUUGACAUAUCAACAGUAGGACUUGAGGAUCUUCGUUCUCGACUCUCUAUCAUUCCUCAGGACCCAGUACUUUUCAUUGGAACAGUCAGAUAUAACUUAGAUCCAUUUGAGAGGCAUUCAGAUGAGGAAAUAUGGUCAGCAUUGGAGCAGACGUACAUGAAGGACCGGAUCAGCUGCCUUAACUUAGGAUUAUCUUCCUGUGUUGUGGAAAAUGGGGAAAACUUUUCGGUUGGAGAGCGCCAAUUGCUUUGCAUGGCUCGAGUACUUCUGAGAAAUUCCAAGAUAUUGUUUCUUGAUGAAGCUACUGCUGCAAUAGAUGCAGAAACUGAUAUCAAGAUUCAGAAGACUCUGAAGAAUGCAUUUAAAUCAUGCACCAUGAUCACAAUUGCACAUAGACUCAAUACAGUGAUGUUGUGUUCACGGGUGAUGGUGUUGGAUGAUGGAAAGGUGAUGGAGUUUGAUACACCUAGAACACUUCUUGCAAAUAAUUCUUCUAUGUUUUCAAAGAUGGUUGCUAAGUCUAAAGCAUCCUUUAUUUCGUAGACCAUCAUUUUUAUUUUUCCAUGACAGCUUUUAUCACUAUUUACUUGAUGCAUUGCCUGUGAACUUACUAUCAAAAGAUAUAUAUAUAUAUAUAUAUAUUUUUUUUUUCAUACCAUGUGGGCUUUUCACAGGAAUUUAUGGGCUAAAGGGGAUACUUAUUAAGGGUACCUCCUAUUUCAAAGCCCACCCGCUAGGAAACCGUUGCCCUGAGUGAGGAAGCCCAACCUACACUCAGACCGUAGACAGGAUUUGAACCCGUACGCUUGGAGACCCCUCAGAUCCCAAAGCAUGCACGGAUCCACUGUACCACAGCGGCCAUAUGCACUCAUUGGAGAUGAACUUUGAUAAUUCUCAUAACAGAUACUCCUUAUACUUUACAAAACUUUAAAAGUUGCAUUUAGCUUUAGCUAAGUAACGUAAAAAAAAAAAAAUAUCCUGGGAAUGAUAUCCAUUGAAAUAAUAAACCUUUAAACAAUGUGUUUAUGAAGAAGGGAACAGAUUCCUUUAUAUAAAAUGUUUCUAAACUAUUUGAAUGAAUGUCCACUCUUUGCAAGAAUCAUCUGACAGUUAGAAGUGCAAGACCAGCACUAAGGCAACUUGAGCUCACAAUCUGUUUAGGCUCAUCAUUUUUGUUUAAUAACUAUACUUUUGUUAUUGGUGCUCACUUUUUAUUUAAGGCAUGUCUCACAAUAGAUACUAGAGAUAAGAAAGUUGAGAAAAGGGAGUAGUUCCAGAUUCUUUAUGUCAUACACUAACUGGAAUUACUGAAAAAAUGGAAUCAGAAGUGAUAGUGGCCAAAUUUUGUGAGGGAUGUGGGAUCAAGAAAUAAACAAAGGGAGAAGAAAGUUGAAAAAAAAUAUGCUGCUAUUUAUUAUAAAGAUGUGCAUUACAAGUACAUGGAAAUGGAGACAGAAACCACUUCUUUACAAGUCACUAUUUAUUUUGUUUUUCUUAGUGUUCCCUGUUGAUUAUUUAUUGCCACAUAGUAAAGAAAGUGUUACAAACAGUAAAAGUUAUUUUCUCAAUGUAUAUUUGCAAAUGAUGGACAUUUGCAAAGAACAGAACAUGGAAUCUACAUUAAUCUGUUGUUUUAAGGGCUGAGUGUUGUAUGAUUAAGUACUACUCUCAUUUACAUCUUCAAAUGGCCAUAUCUAUUAGUGAGUUGACUUGUUUUUAUUGUAUAUUGUAUUCUGAUAAUUUCAUCUCAUGUACCAAAAGCUAGAUGUAGUAUUUACAAGAUACAUGAUAACAGUUACCUAGUCACUUCAUGAAUUGAAAUUGCCUCAAACUGAAAUAAGAAAAACUGGACACUAGUACAAAGAAGGGAUUGGUGGUCCAGUUAUUGACCAGGUAGCAGAGGCCCAUUACUCAUAUAUUGCAACAAUACUCUUGAGCUUCUAUUAUGCUGUUAAGAGAAUACUUGGACAAAAAUAAUUUAGAACCCUUUUGUAGAUAUGUUAACAGCUGUAUUGUAUAGACUAUCUUCUUGUCUGGGUUUCUUUGGGAGGUUUAUCUUUAUUGGUUUCACUUGAGUCCAAUCUGUAAUAUGUUUGGACAAUUCUAUGGUCUGGAGUGGACAAUAGAGGAAUUUGCAGCAGUCCAAUUUUGAUAACUGGAAUAGAAACUACUGGUUUAAGUUUUGAGACAAGUAAUGAUUUAGGUAGCAUAAUUACAGCAUGAUUUCUUGGGAUAUAUAUACAUAUAUAUAUAUAUAUAUAUAUAUAUAUAUAUAUAUAUAUAUAUAUAUAUAUAUAUAUAUAUAUAUAUAUAUAUAUAUAUAUAUACGAGGGGGGAGUAAAAAAUUAUAUGCACUCUUGGUUUUUUAAUGUAUUUACACAAAACCAGGGGAUAAGCAAGUACAUCAUUUUUCUAUAUAGUCUCCUUGUUUUUCGAUGCACUUGGUCCAGCGGUCCACAAGCUUGCGUAUUCCCUCCGAGAAGAAGGUUUGGGGUUGGUCAUGCAACCAUUUAUGCACCGCUUCUUUCACAUCUUCAUCCCGUAGGAAAUUGCCGACCUCGUAAACCAUCUUUGAGCAGUCCAAAGAUAUGGUAGUCGGAAGGGGCGAGAUCUGGGCUGUAGGCAGGGUGUUCAAGCACCUCAAAACCCAAUUGGUUAAUGGGCGGCCGUGUGUGGGCGUGCAUUGUCAUGCAACAACAAAACUUUCUUCGACAAUAGGCUUCGGCGUUUGGUGCGAAUUGCUGGCUUCAGUUUGUUGGCCAGCAAAGCACUGUACCUUGCACUGUUGAUCGUGCACCCCUUUUCCAGGUAGUCUUCCAGUAUAGGUCCUUU
Messenger RNA from Portunus trituberculatus (swimming crab), 6975 nucleotides. Its product is annotated as multidrug resistance-associated protein 5-like. The record is from RefSeq and is a predicted model, not a curated record. The coding region runs from base 349 to 4686 and encodes 1445 amino acids. Gene Ontology annotation, cellular component: membrane. The transcript is spliced from 30 exons. Gene Ontology annotation, biological process: transmembrane transport. NCBI's taxonomy places the organism in Eukaryota, Metazoa, Arthropoda, Malacostraca, Decapoda, Portunidae. Gene Ontology annotation, molecular function: ATP hydrolysis activity; ATP binding; ABC-type transporter activity.